This is a messenger RNA of Pseudoliparis swirei, 3225 nucleotides long. It is a transcript of the gene tmem67, whose product is annotated as transmembrane protein 67. The record is from RefSeq and is a predicted model, not a curated record. NCBI's taxonomy places the organism in Eukaryota, Metazoa, Chordata, Actinopteri, Perciformes, Liparidae. The transcript is spliced from 27 exons. Bases 2 to 3037 code for a protein of 1011 amino acids. Gene Ontology annotation, cellular component: MKS complex; ciliary transition zone. Gene Ontology annotation, biological process: cilium assembly.
CAUGGCGACGAGGACGCUCCGGUCUGUCGUUAACAGACACAAAGUGCCUCCAAUAGUAUUUCUGUUAAUAUAUAUAGAUCUACUUAAUUGCCAGCAGUAUGCAAUUCCAUUUAAGGCUCCUUCAGAUUGUAGUGCGGAAGAAUCUUUCGAUAUCUCGAGUCUUUCGUGUGUGAGGUGCGGCUCAAAUCAACGACGGAGCUCAACAGGACUGAGCUGCAUCUGCAAGACGGGGUACCAAACUCUCACCACUGACAAGGCAUCCAUUACUUGUCAGCAAUGUCCCGCUGACCGACCUGCCGUAAUUAAAGAUGGGUUUGGAUGUAUUCGCUGUCCAGGCAGUAUCAAUGAUGAGGGGCAGUGCCAGUGCCCAGCAGGCAAUAUUCUGGUGGAGAGAGAUGUCAAUGGAAACCUUUUGAAUACGGCCAGUUGUGAAUUGUGUAAUGGGAACUCCCCGGGUUUGUCUGUCCCAAACCCCAGUGGAGACAGGUGUGAGAGAUGUCAGGCUUUCUUCAUGAACACCUCCUGUGUGUGUAACCCUCCUAAUGUCCUGGCAGGAGGGUUAUGUUUUCCUCCAGGCAGCCUCUCCACCAAUGUGAAUCCCAUUGUCAACUAUGCUCAGUUGAAGUUCAGUGUCCAGUCUGCCUGGUUCUUCAAAAACCUGUACUCCUCGUCAGCAGCCUGCCUUGUCUUCUCCAACCUGACGGCGUGUCAGGCUCUCGGGAACAUGUGUGCAAUGAACAUGCACUCCUUCAGUGGCGUCUCCACCGAUGCUUGCGGCCUCUUUAACACCAUCUUCAGAACUAGAGCUGCUUUGAGCUCAACUCAAGACAUUUCCUACUGGAGAGUUAAUCUGCCAUGGCUUUACUAUGGGGACGAACCGGGACUGGCCAGUCGAGUGCUUCAGACCGAUCCAGUUCCCAUCGGGUUCAGUUUUAGAGGAAGAAACAAGAACACUGACAUUAAGCUGCUUGCUGCUGUCUAUAAUGUCAGAGGAGAAUUCCUCAGAUGGGAACAAGUAGGAGGAGGUAAUCUCCAGCUUUGUCCAGAAACCUCCACCAAACAGGCUGCAGCCUUCAGCUUUGGAACCGCUUACCAAGAAAGUUGUGAUCUCUCAGUUGCAGAACUGUUGGGUACUCAUCCAGAGCCAUUGUUCUAUGAUGUGUUUAUGGAUCUUAGUGGAUCAGAAAACAGACAACUUCUUCCCCUGCCUACACUGGUCUAUAACCAGCAAUACAAUGGGCGGUUCAUCAACCAAGGUGACAUUUCAAUUAAUAUCAUGUGUGUGUGGGUGUGUGCAUUUUCUUUUAAUAUGUAUGUUGUUCUUUGUACAGAGAGCAUGAAGAACUGGUACCUUUCUCGACGUAUGUUUGUUGUUGACACGCUGAGUGGAAGAGAGAAAAGCCUGAGUUCCCAACCCAAAGUCAUCCGUGUAGCUAGCAGUAUCAAAAUAAGUUUCCAGCUAGUUCCACGAACCCAAGAAGGACAGAUAUUUCCUCCUCUAAUGACUGUGACCUACACGGACGUUGCCAUCACGGAUAUCAAUACACAAACUGUGACUACAACGUUUGCUGUGGAGUAUGAGAUGGAUCAGAAUGAGGCUCGCAUAAAAACGGAUACUGCUCUCGGUGUCAUGGGUGGUUUGGCCGUCCUCUACUCUCUACUGAAGACAGUCAGCUGGAAGAGGAGGAUUGCCUCGCCCCUCAUUGAUGUGAAGACUAUGCUGAAGUUUUUGUUGUUUUAUGCCGGAGAUCUGGCCAAUGUGUUCUUUGCCGUAACUGUGGGAACUGGACUGUACUGGCUCAUCUUUUAUAAGGCCCAACAGUUUGUAUCUGUGCUGUUACCACUACCUGCUCAGGAGGAGCAGUUUGUGACGUACAUUGGUUGUGCCUUCGCUCUCAAGGCUGUCCAGUUUCUGCACAAGUUGAUCCUUCAGGUGUCAAUCGAUGUAUUCUUCAUAGACUGGGAGAGGCCGCGAAGCAAAACCAGCAGAACUGUGCAAGUUUCAGCUGCUGGUGAGCCAAAACGAGACCCCUCUCCGGUCAGCAUCUGGAGAACCUACUUUGUGGCCAACGAAUGGAACGAGAUCCAGACCAUCCGCAAGAUCAGCCCAACUUUUCAGAUCAUGGCUGUGCUCUUCUUUCUUGAAGUGCUGGGUUUCUCUAACCUGGCCCUGAGGGACCCCUGGCCAACUUUACAGCGCUCCUCGCAGGCGUACACGCCGUCAUACAGCUUGAUGCUGCGCUACGGUCUGGCAGCCACUCUAUGGCUCUGCAUCGGACUUUUACAGGUGAUUUUCUUCACUGUGUUUCAUGAGCACUUUGUGGAGGACAAAAUCCGUCAGUUUGUUGAUCUUUGCUCCAUCAGUAAUAUGUCUGUGCUGCUGUUAUCUCACCGUUGCUUUGGCUACUACAUUCACGGACGUUCAGUACACGGACAUGCAGAUACAAACAUGGAGGAAAUGAAUAACAACCUGAACAGAGAAUCGGAGUCCCUGUGCGGUCAGAGAGGUCUACUUCCAAACACAGAGAUCCAGACCUUUCAGGUGUCUCUCACCAACCGCCUGCGGUCGCACUAUGACAGGAUACGGGAGCAGAUCGACAGGAGUCACGGACCAUCCCGGAUGAUAGACGGAUGCUCGGCUAACCAGUUUGAGCAAAGGGCCCGAGGUUACCAGACCAUGAACUACUUCCUGGGAUCCAUCAUAGACCAUGCACAUCCUGACAUGGACUAUAUAGUGAAGGACAAGUUGAUGUUUGAGAGGGUCAUAGGGAUGGAGUUCCUUGAACCCAGUGAAAAAAGCAUCUUUUACAAUGACGAGGCCCACUCCUUCAGUGAUGUGCUGUUUUAUGGGAAUGAAGCUACUCUGCUGAUCUUUGACACUUUGUUCUUCUGUGUCGUCGACCUCGGAUCGCAGAGCUUUGUACUUGCAGCUGUGCUUACAAGCGUACAGCAAAUGAUAUUUCGCUUGAUCCGUAACACUCUGGGAAGGAAAAACCUUGUCAGCAAGACUCUGGUGGAUAAGAGAUUUCUGAUAUAAAAUUCCAUGCUAGGUAAUUGGUGGUGUCAGUGUUGUUUAGUGGCAUUAAAUAUGUUUACAGCUUGUGCAGCUCAUUUUUGUCCUUUUCUUUACAUAUGCAGUAUUUUUGCAACUGUUUAUAUAGUUCUGUAAAUACAAUUUUUGUAAAAAUGUCAAUGUUUUUAUUGAUUAAAAUGUUUUGAUUUAAA